This is a messenger RNA of Morchella sextelata, 1749 nucleotides long. RefSeq lists its product as uncharacterized. The coding region runs from base 1 to 1749 and encodes 582 amino acids. The transcript is spliced from 4 exons. The record is from RefSeq and is a predicted model, not a curated record. Lineage: Eukaryota; Fungi; Ascomycota; Pezizomycetes; Pezizales; Morchellaceae.
AUGCGCCUCUCCUCCUAUUUAGCUUUCAUUUUUGUGGCUUAUUGCACUUCAGUUACACUGGCCGCUAGGUGCCCCAUAACUGGUCCUCUCCUGCCAUCUCCAAAGACACUAUCAACUUCGCCUUUCGUCCUUGAUGCGGGUAGAAGACUAAAAGAACUCCUCGAUUCUGCGCUUACAGGUUCCAUCGAAGCAGGGUGGCAGACAAACGUCACCUCUUUCUCUAUCAUCCUGACUGAUACCGGAGAAGUCCCACUUUGGGAGUAUCACCACACAGCAUCCGGAAAUGUGAACAGCACAAAAAAUGUUGAUGGAGAUACUCAAUUCAUGAUCGCAUCGAUUACGAAAGCUUUUACCGAUUUAGCUUUGCUGAAAGCAGGACUCAACUUAGAUGAUACUAUCACCAAAUACCUACCUGAGCUAGCUUCAAGUACUUCUCCAAUCAAGUGGAAAGACAUAACUUUAAGAGCAUUGGGAAAUCAUAUGGCCGGGAUUCCACAAACCUACGGAUAUCCGGAUGAUUAUACACUGAAGUCUUACUUUGAAUCCCUCGGAUUUCCUCCGCUCUCCGAGAGCGAUUAUCCAAGAUGCGGUGUUAUCGGUUUGCAUCCUUCGUGCACGAAGCAGCAACUCCUCUCAGGACUUCUGAGCUCGGUGCCCAUUUUCCCACCCAAUACGAGGCCUGUAUAUUCAAGUAUAUCUUUCACACUCCUUGGUUAUGUGCUAGAGGAGGUGACUGGCAAAACCUUUGGGGAAAUACUUGAUACAGAGAUCAUCCAGCCUCUGGGAAUGGAAAACACGGGGCUUCAGCCCAAAAACAAAACUUCGGGGGUGAUACCACCAGUUGUGAAUGUUUGGGGUGCAGAUUUCGAGGAUAAUAGUCCUGGUAGCGGCUUAUAUUCAACCUCGAAUGAUAUCACUCGUCUCAUCAAAGGGAUACUUUCGCUUUCAAUACUUGACACACCUUCAAAGGUUAGAGGAUGGCUCAAGCCAACAGCAGAAACUGCCUCUGUGUAUAGCUUGGUUGGCAUGCCAUGGGAAAUCACUCGAACAGCAAACCUGACCCCAGAGCAUCCUCAUAUGAUAGAUAUAUAUGCAAAGGAUGGACAUGUUCCAGGAUAUACGUCUAGGAUGGCAGUUAUCGGAGAGUAUAAUGUUGGGUUUACUAUUCUCACUGCUGGUUUAACUGAUGCCAUAAAUCCUAUCGCUGAGGCACUUCUGAGUGUAUUCAUGCCAGCUAUUGAAAAAGCAACAAGGGAUGAAGCUACAAAAUAUGUCGGAAAAUUUUCUACACCCGCCAACUCCACAAUCAACUCAAGUAUAACCUUUACAAUGGACGAUGGACCCGGUCUAAGCAUUACUGAAUUUAUCAGUAAUAGCACCAAUAUGCUCGACACACUGAUGACUUUCUGGAGUUUAUGGCCCGGAAGUUAUGGUGAGCCCGAGCUAGAUCUUCGUAUCUAUCCAGCUGAUAUCUCCGAGAUUAUUGGCUCCAACGAGACGAAUGGUACUAGUGGGUUCUUAACCAGAGAAGAUUGGAGAUUAAACAUGGAGCCAAAGUCAACGGCGGGAUCGAAUGGAUCUCAGUUACCCUCUCAACGAGUGUAUGAAAAUGUCUGCGCAACCUGGCAGGGUCAUGAUUCGUUCUACUACGGCAGCAAACCGAUCGAUCGAUUUAUGUUCUUGAAGAUGGGGGGUGACAUUGUAGGGGUUGAUAUUCCAUCUCUACGUGUUACUUUGAGGAAGCAGUAA